CUGAAGCUUACGACAACUUGUUGUCAACAUAAUAAUUGAAAAUAUGAAGAAACUACUUACAAUAUGCUCAAUAUGGAUCUUAUUUACGGCAAAAGUCGAUCUACUUUCGAUUCCCUUUGUGUCUGACAUCCAAGACAUGGUUGGUCUGGUCAUCGAUAUAUCUGACAUUGCGACGGGCCGACAUGAUUUGACUGCGGGAAAUCUAUUUAAGAAGAAAACUGACGCUACGUUGGUUGCAGUUAACCAACUAUCCAAUCAGAUAAGCGAACUAACCCAGACGAUCAAUUUUAAGAUGGACAAAAUAAUGACUGCGGUGCUGGAAGAUGUUCCCAGGGCGAUUCAAUUAGCAAAUCUUAUGAGGAAACUCAUCGACUUAACCUCCAGAGUUAACGAAUUGUAUGAAGACUACAUAUUUUACGUUAAAAAAUCCGAAAUGAUCAAUCAAUAUACGAUCGAAGAGUUUGGUAGGGUUGUCACGUCUCACAAAUAUGGAGAUAUUCCCGAUCUUCUGACGCAAACUUACCAUUUAUUUCUUCCUGGGCCGCUAGCUCAAAAAGAUCAGAGUAUUCUUCAAGUUAUGGUCUCCAGUUUUCAGAACGUAGAAGAGGCAGAACGGUGUAACCAAUUUAAGACAGCUCAGCAACAUCUUUAUGAUAUUUAUGAAACAGUUAUUAUAACAGAAAUAAAAGGUUAUACGAUGUCAGCUUACGCUUAUGGUAUGCUAGCCAUAUAUCAUAAUUCGUCUUUUACGACAGAAAUAGACAGAGCUACUUAUCGUACCCUACAAAGAUGCAGCCAGUACUUAUCAUCUGUAUACAGUGCUCUCGAGACUCUUGGAAGGGAAAUAUUUUUGUGUGAUCCACCAGAACAUAUAAGAGGGGAGACCCAUGUCGAAUUAAAUUCCAUUAGACGAAUUAUAACUCAUGAAAACAUGAUGAUCGACACCUGUCAUUACCGUUGUGCUGAUUUAGGUCAGAGGGCUUAUCGACAAGCAUUUGAUUAUAAAAUGGAUAAUGGAGACAAGUAUUAUUGGAAUCCAAAUCAACCUUGUCUAGGCUACAUGUACAACUGUAAUAAUCUUGACAGUAUCACUUUUUGCGAAAUGCCGGCAGAAUCCAACCAACGUUACACGUGGAUGGAAACUGCUCAAGGAGUAAUGUAUGGAUAUAAGGACAGUUGCCCCAAUGGAAAUACAAAAAAUCUAAUAACUUAUCUUAAUUGGUACUGUUAUGUCCAAGGGCGUUUUUAGAGCGGUAGCGUAAACGAUGGAGGUUUGGACUAACGAUUUAAAGAAUACGCAACGGAGGUUUUAAUUCCGUUGUUUAAUUAUUUAUGUGGGACGUUUUCGACGGACGAAUUUACCACGCCUUCGUUUGAGACUGAUUACGGAUUUUAUUAAGAAUAGAUGUACUUACUCUUUGCAGGAUUUUUAGUUAUUACCGGAUCCGUGAUUCCGGGGCUGCUGUUAGUGCCUUUUCCUGGAUUGGGGCCUUCUGAUUGGUCCUUGCAGCGGAUGGAUUAGGAUGGAAUUGGGCUGCUUAUUUUACGGGCUUCUUAUUUUGUGAAAUGAACUGAUUUAAAACUGAUUUCACUUUUAUUUAGAUUUAUUU
Cotesia glomerata is the source of this 1610-nucleotide messenger RNA. RefSeq lists its product as uncharacterized. The record is from RefSeq and is a predicted model, not a curated record. NCBI's taxonomy places the organism in Eukaryota, Metazoa, Arthropoda, Insecta, Hymenoptera, Braconidae. Bases 44 to 1249 code for a protein of 401 amino acids. The transcript has 5 exons.